AUGGUUGCAGCGGUGGCCGUGCCACCGCUAGACUUGGGUGGCAUGAAUGUCACACCUGCGCUUGCGCCGAUUGAAACGCUCGGUGGCGAGGUGACUUACAAGCUGGGAGGCAUGUUUUGGCCGGCACGCUGCUUUGCGCGCCUCCAUGGGGACCUUCUGCUCAUCCAGCGGAAGGGCAAGCAACAGGCAGCAGUGGUGCUGCAUGCUGCGACUGUGGAGUUCAGAGCACCGACGACGGUGCGAAUCGAGGCCCCGGGUAGUCCUUUACUUGCCAUCCAGCUCGACACUGCUGAAGAAGCCGAGCGCUGGGCAUUGGCUCUGAAGCAGGCUGCGAAGCGUUCAAAGGGGCUCAAGGAUCUCCUCAGCUCGGACGUUGUUCCAUUGAUGCUGAGUCCACGGAGUGAGCAAGAGGAGCAAGAAGCGGAGGAGCGCCUUCACAGUCUGCGUGUGCGCAUAUCCGAGAUCGAGGCCGAGAAAGACAGCACAGUCAAGGAAGUCAAGCAAGAGUUGGAAGCGCAACUGGUUGAGGCGGAGGCUGCAGUCAAAGAAGCCCUCAAAGAAGCGGACAAUGCGGUUUGUGCGCGUCGCGAGGCAGAACAGCGGGCCCAGCUUGCAGAACAGGCGACGAAAGCUGCGGAGGCCGAGCACCAGCGACAGUGCAAAGAACUGGAAGCAGCGAAGGAUCAGCUUUCAGAGGAGCUGCGGGAAAUGAGGCAGAAGCUCGAUCUGGAGAUUGCAUCUCGUAAAGAGGUGGAAUCGAAGCUAGAGCUGCGUGACGAGGAGCUUGCAACAGCAAAGUCCGACUUGGAAUCCUUGACCAACGCCCAUGAGGCGCAGAUCAAGGUUGGCCAGGAACAUGCCAAUAAACUGGACGAGCAACGGCGGAGCCUCGAAAAUCUCGAGGCGGAGAAGCAGAGCUUGAUUCAUCAGUCCGAAAGCGUCGCGCAACUCAACUCGGAGCUUCAGGCCAAGCUCUCUGAGGAAGAGACUUCUCGGAAGGAUGAGAAUGCGGCCAGCAUGGAACGGUGCCGAAGUCUUGAGCAGAAAGUCGCUUCAUUGGAGGCCGAGCUGGAGCAGUCUACCUCGUCUGCAGAGGCUUGUGCAAAAGAGCGCACGAAACUCGAAGCUUCCUGUAAGGAGGCUGAGGCGAGUGUAACUCAGCAUCAGCAAGAAAUUUCCCUACUCCAGCGUCGAAUCGCUGCAGCUGACACGCGAUUUGCAGCAGAAGUUGCUUGCCGAAAGGCUGCUGAAGAAAGAAGUGUUGGUGCAGAGCGACGUCUCGCAGAAACAGAGGAGCUGUUGGAGAAGGCGCUGGCCGAGCGGAUAGCCGCUCAGCGACGAUUGAUUGAGCGUGACGGCGGCCGAAAGCCGUCUGAUAUUGACAUAGAGGUCAAGCAGGACCAGUGA
Symbiodinium sp. CCMP2592 is the source of this 1407-nucleotide messenger RNA. The record is from the annotation of a GenBank genome assembly. NCBI's taxonomy places the organism in Eukaryota, Dinophyceae, Suessiales, Symbiodiniaceae.